Procambarus clarkii (red swamp crayfish) is the source of this 639-nucleotide messenger RNA. Its product is annotated as partner of Y14 and mago-like. Lineage: Eukaryota; Metazoa; Arthropoda; Malacostraca; Decapoda; Cambaridae. Gene Ontology annotation, cellular component: cytoplasm; exon-exon junction complex. The record is from RefSeq and is a predicted model, not a curated record. Gene Ontology annotation, molecular function: RNA binding. Gene Ontology annotation, biological process: exon-exon junction complex disassembly.
AUGUCUACUGCAGAGUACGUGAAGGAUGAGUCGGGUCAAUGCUUUAUCCCUGCAUCUCAGCGUCCUGACGGAACCUGGAGGAAAGCAAGACGUGUGAAAGAUGGUUAUGUUCCUCAGGAAGAAAUGCCCCUAUAUGAAAGUAAAGGGAAGCAAUGGGCCAAAAAUCGACCAGACUACCCAGUAGGUCUUGCCCCAGCUGAUGUUGCUACUAUGAAAGCUCGUCAGCAAACAGAUGAUGUAGGCAUUCCUGGGUUAACAUUACCGACAAAACAAGGUGGCAUGUCCAAGUCACAAAAAAAGAAAGCAGCAGCAGCAAAAAAGAAAGCUGCAGCAGCAGACUCGGAUAUAACGAAAGAUUUAGAAAAUGUGCACAUUUCAAAUACAGGAGGGAAGCAGCCAUCUGCUUCUGAUCCCACAAAACGAUUACGCAAUCUUAAGAAAAAGUUACGUGAUAUUGAAAAGUUGGAAAAACAGAUUGCUAGUGGUGAACUUAAGAAUCCAGAACCUGAACAACUAGAGAAGGUGAAAAAGAAAGAUGAGGUAAUACAGCAAAUUGAUGACUUAGAGGAUGAACUUGGUGACUCACAUUAGUGAAACAUAAAACCUAGAUUUGCAGACAUGAACAGUAAUUAAUUACCA